Messenger RNA from Planococcus citri (citrus mealybug), 587 nucleotides. RefSeq names its product Ribonuclease kappa (gene RNASEK). Gene Ontology annotation, molecular function: RNA endonuclease activity. Bases 137 to 430 code for a protein of 97 amino acids. Gene Ontology annotation, biological process: nucleic acid metabolic process. The transcript is spliced from 3 exons. The record is from RefSeq and is a predicted model, not a curated record. NCBI's taxonomy places the organism in Eukaryota, Metazoa, Arthropoda, Insecta, Hemiptera, Pseudococcidae.
UGAACCAUAGGGUGUGUUAGUACUUUUUGAUAUGAUAAGUGUUUUAUGGAAGUUGUAGAUUUUUAUUCCGUUUCCUUUCUUUCGUUCGAUUAUUGAAUAUAUUUUCUUUAAAAAACAUUUAUUUUUACUAUACAAAAUGCCUCUGUGCUCCCCGUCGUUGUCGCUUUGUGGUAUCAUCAUUAGUAUUUGGGGAGUCAUUCAAUUAGUACUGAUGGGAUUCUUUUACAAAAUGCAUAGUUUAGCAUUAGCUGAAGAUUUACCUGGUUUAGAGGGAAAUGUCUCCACGCCUGAUCUAGUACGGGCCGCUGCGAAUAUGGGUUAUGAACAGAACGCGUUCAAUUGUUGGAUCGCGGCGUGCCUUUAUAUUAUCACACUUUUAGUAUCGGGCCAUCAAUUUUAUUUAAACAGUCGUAAUUCGAUAAGCAUGUAAAUUGUAAAAAAGAAAAAACUUGUGUACAUUGUUCAUUUUAGAUUAACUUGUAUAAUAAUGAUUAGAUAGUGGAUUUUACUUUUACCAUUCCAUAUAUUGAUUUAGUUAAUUGUCUGCAUGAAUAUAUUAUAAAUAAAAUACGUGUUUUAAAUAAGAA